Neltuma alba is the source of this 767-nucleotide messenger RNA. RefSeq names its product MLP-like protein 28. The transcript has 2 exons. NCBI's taxonomy places the organism in Eukaryota, Viridiplantae, Streptophyta, Magnoliopsida, Fabales, Fabaceae. The coding region runs from base 66 to 521 and encodes 151 amino acids. The record is from RefSeq and is a predicted model, not a curated record. Gene Ontology annotation, biological process: defense response.
ACUUGACAUCUUGUUACAUUGUGAGUAUUGUUCUUUCCGUGCAAUCUAAUCGGAGUGAGAGAGAUAUGGUGAGUACUCUGGAAGCAGAUGUUGAACUCCAAACUUCAGCUUUGAAGUUUCUGGAGAUAUUCUCGACCAAAACAUACAAGCUUGCCACGAUCUCCCCCGACAUCAUUCAAAGCCUCGAAAUUAUUGGCGGUGACUGGGGCACCGCAGGCUUCUCCUUCCUCGUGCAUUACACCGUGGAGGGAACAGCACAGGUAGCGAAGGAGGUGGUGGAAAGCAUAAACUUAAUAGAGCGAUCAAUAACAUUCAAAGUGAUAGAGGGAGAUCUGUUGGAUGUGUACAAUAGCUUCAGGUUUAUUCUGAAAAUCACUCCGAAUGUACUGUCGGGCAGCGUAGUGCACUGGACUUUGGAAUAUGAGAAGCCAAGCGAUGACACUGCAGACCCAACCUCGUUGAUGAAAGAGGUUAUUCAAGUUUCAAAAGAUGUUGAUGCCUUCGUUAGCGGCCUCAUUUAGUUAGACAUUACUUACUUUAAUGCGCGUGUAUUAAUUAAGGUUGGUGUAUGAGUCUGUAAAAUAAAAGUUGACUUUGUCAACUGUUGCGCGCGCCCACAUGCGUGUGUGCUUAUUAUAUUCUGUUCUUGUUACAGCGCUUCACAUCAACAAGCGCAUGUCAGUGUGUUCAUUCUUCUGGCAUUUUCAACUUACAUACAGUGCUUUUUAACAUUGAAGUAUGAAUGGAUUGAAUUUCAUUUCAGCUGA